This is a messenger RNA of Gaeumannomyces tritici R3-111a-1, 769 nucleotides long. RefSeq lists its product as hypothetical. The coding region runs from base 193 to 687 and encodes 164 amino acids. The record is from RefSeq and is a predicted model, not a curated record. Lineage: Eukaryota; Fungi; Ascomycota; Sordariomycetes; Magnaporthales; Magnaporthaceae. The transcript has a single exon.
AUGCAACCUACAUUUUCCAUAAAGACGCAAGCUACCUGAAAAGGAUACUGUCCUUGGAGAGGUUCUCAACUAUUCAAUCAACGGCUUCCUCCGCCAGAAGCCAGACAUGAAGGUUGGCUAACACACUGACCCAUCUGACGUAACAUACAACUUGCCACACAGCCGGCCCGGCUACGCCACAAGCUGCCAACGAUGGCAUCGUCUGCGCCAAAGGGGUGGGCGACGACACCCGGCCACAGCGCGAGGCCCGAAGUAAACGACGACAGGUCCCAUCGCGGGCGGCGGGCCGCGCAACGAGAGCCAGAACCGGAGAGGGGCAGGACCCUACAGCGCGGGCGGGCGGCGGCACGCCAGGAGCUGCGGGUGUACUGGCACAACCGGGGCAGCGACCGCGUCUACGUCCGCGCGCGCGACAACGACGACGACGGCGACGACGAAGGGGACCCCGGUGUCUUUGUCGGCGUGGACGAGACGCUCCGGUGCGACGCGGCCGACUACCUCCGCGGCCUGGCCGACUUCCUGGGCGACACCCGCGGCAGCUGCCGCCUGCACCUGCUCACCUGCACCGAGGGCUCUGUCGACGUCGUGGUCGACACGAGGCUGGACCUCCCGACCGUCGUCUCCAUCAUGAGGCGAUGCGCCGUGCCCAGGUCCGAGCACGCCGAUCUUGACCGAGGGCGGUCGUGAAGGAGAGCUAUCCGGCUCGUCUUGCUUUUCCCAGGCCUGCUAGGUGUAGUGAUUGGACCGGCACCUUCGCGGCGCGUUCUCG